Molecule: messenger RNA, 6940 nt
Organism: Lucilia cuprina (Australian sheep blowfly)
Lineage: Eukaryota; Metazoa; Arthropoda; Insecta; Diptera; Calliphoridae
Gene: dtn
Product: transmembrane protein 132E
Exons: 15
Coding region: 344-3679 (1111 amino acids)
Source: RefSeq, a predicted model, not a curated record
UAGAUACUUGUUUAAGGAAAAUUUUAACUUAAAAAGUGCAAUGUAAACAUAUAAAAAUGUUAUUUUUAAAUUACAAUACAAUAAUUAAAACUGUAAAACAAGAAAAGUGAAUGCAUUUAUAUCCUAAAAAGCUACAUUUAUAUAUGCUACAGUGUUUUAUAAAAGACAAAUCAAAUAUAAUAUGAGUACUCCGCCUACAUAUAAGUAUUUGAAAUGUCUAUACUAUUUCAUUGAAUGAAUCGAUAAAGGAUAUGUUCGUAAAGAAUUUUGUGUGUAAACAUAUUUUCAUAAACUAAAUUAAAAUAUAACUAAGCUUAGUUAUUUCUAUAAAAUUAAGAAGUCAAUGAUAAUUAAAAUGAAUUCAUUACUAAUUCGGGUUAUUCUUCAACUUGCUAUUCCGUAUUUAUACAAUUGCGUAGAAGUUCAUUUCGAAUCAGCUGAUAGUGGAUUUUUUCUGAAACACUCGCGGCAGGCUCCACUAACGCCUGAUAUAUCAACAACACAUUCUUCGCUUCUACCACCACUGAAAUCACGAACAGCUUAUGAUUCAGUGUUGUCUGUGGAUCGUUUUACCGUCGUUCAAACAACACAAGCUGUGUCUAUAAGAGCAAGUUAUGGCCCCUUUUCUACAAAACAAACUGUACCAGCUCGAUAUAUUGUCCCAGAUAUUAUUGAAAAUCAACCCGAUUACUUAAAUAACACAACUGCAGCUUUAAUUGAACUACAGCAGUCAAAUCUUCACUUGGACAUAUCAGCACAUUUAGUUAGUACUGUUGUAUCACAAGACUCUCCAGUAUUGCGUGUUCUUUUUCAUGCUGGUGCUGAUCCUGGUGGACAUUUACAACGACAAAAGAUAUGUGUGUUAUUACACGUUUCUAGUAAUAAUCAUUUACCGAUUAAAGGCAGAUGUAUGCCAGAGGGAGAAGAUGGAGUUUGCGUUGCUGAGGUUGUUAUACCAUUUAAUUGGUUUCACACGCUACCACCACCUCGUAAAGAACAUUCGAAUACUACUCCUAGCAAAGUCCCACAACGUCUUGUACAAGUUUCGUACAGCGUGUUUGAGCCUCCGAUAAGAAAUCCAGAGUUAUGCGAACCAAAAGUGCAAAUACAGCCUUUAACCAGUUUCGCACAGGUUCCACUUGUAACGCCUUUAGAACCAUUUAAAGAGUUUAAUGUUGAUGAUUCUCUUAUUAUUCUUUUGCCACAACAACCAUUGUAUCCAUUGUCUAAAUUUCAUGUGCCCGUUUUUUUGCAACAAAAUCUAGAUAAAAAUAUUUCUUCAUUUACCGUAAAAGCUCGUAUAAAAUCAGGAAUUAAAAUAAUAGGAGCAACUGCUUCCUCAGACUUGUGGAACAUUUCAAUAGAAAGAGAUAACACAAAACAUUCUACUGUACGUGUCACAGCGAUAAAAAAGAAAUUUGAAAAUAAUACUUCGACAACAAUAAACGACAGAAGAGUUAAUGAAAUAUUUACUUGUUUGCUGGAGGUUGCUGAUGAUACAAAAGAUUUAAUAGAAGGUGGCAAAAUUGUUUGGUCAGUUACUUACAUAUAUGACAAUCCAAAGGAUGCAUUAGGCGAUCUUUCGCCGGAAGAUAAUAAAAAAAGAAUAAUUGUUAAACUUGAAGUUAAUAAAGAUGACACACAAGCAGUACUGCCAAUGGCAAAGAACUGGGAAUUGAUGAAUACUGCAGUGCUAACAGGACGACAGGUCGCCCAAGCAAUGAAGGUUUUCAUCGUAUCACAGGGAGGAAAAGUGGCUGAUGUUACUUUACAAAGUUCAUGUUUUGCUGAAGAUGAAAGUGUUAUUAAGGUCUCUUCGUCUUGUAGUUCAGUAUACGUUGAUGGCUCUGAAAUACGUGGUUCAUCAAAUGCUUCAAUAAUAGUAAAAUACGGAACAUAUAUUGGACUUGCAAAAUUUAUAGUUUGGAUGCCAGAAUUUCCACUUGAAGUAUUUGUUAGUGACUAUAGAUUAUCUCAAAUAAAAGGAUGGAAAGUUGUUGAUGAGCAUCAUUAUAUGCAUAAAAAAUCUCGUCGAAAAAAAAGAUCGUUCAUUAAUGGUCAACACAAUACUGGUAUUUAUAAUAAUGUUUUACUGGAUAAAAUAAUGUGCAGAGCAAGAUAUCAACAAAGUCCUGUGGAAGUGUAUGCCAAAUUUGUCGCCAUUGAUCAGAACUCCGGUCGUAUCAGCUAUUUUAUAUCAAGAAAAACGGGAUUACGUGUAACUGAUUUGGUGCAACCAUUACUACGUGUCGCAGACCCUAAAAUUGCUAGUUUAAAAGGCCGAAUUUUGCAAGGGAAAUCCAUGGGACGAACAGAUGUUCAAGUUUUGUCACCAAUCACUGGACGAGUAAUUGGAGCUAAAGAAAUAAGAGUCGGUAGUGAUAAAGUAAGCUUAGUAAAACUAAUUGUACGCGUUGUGUCUGGACUGCAAUUAACAAUAACUCCAGAUAAUACCAUAGAAAAUGGAUACAUUGCAGAAACCGCAGUGACGCAUAAACUUACAGCUCAAUAUCAAGAAGGACUGUUAGAUAUAGAUCUAGAAUUUUCCGACGGUUCCAAAACUCCGUUAAGGGACAUUUCGGUGGAGGACUACUUCCUUUUGGUUGAAAGUUUAGACACAGAAGUUGUCGCAUUUGCCCCAAUGCUUGCAUCACAUCACCCACGCGUUAUUGCGGUUGGAGAGGGAAAUGGAAAUUUGCUAAGGGUGACGUUACUCUUAUCAGAAGACUGUAGAGUGCGACGCAAUCUUGCGUCUACAAAGCAAUCAAAAUACAACACAUCACCAUUGGCAAGUGCUUUAGCUGCAGUUGAAGUUGACUUCAACAACGCUAAUGACAUUGUGAGUAAACACGAAGUUGUGCAGAAUGAUGGAAUAUAUCGAAGGGAGAAAACUAAAUUUUCAAAUAGUAAAGGAGAUUUAUCGGAUAUUAUAGGGGUACCGUUGCGCGACUCGAGUCAUAAUGAACCCACAGUUCAGGCAAGACAACAUAGGGGAAAUAAUCACUCCUUUAAUAAACUACAUUAUGGAACAAAACGUCCUACAAAAAACAUGUCUUCAAUUGAAGUUGGCAUGUACGUCUUGUUAACAGCAUUUUGCUUUGCAAUUGUUGUUUUCGUAAUAUCAUGUGUUGUUUAUGCAUCAAAGUUUAAACCAUCUCACAUAGAAUGUGGUUUAGAUUCCUCCGAUAUCACAAAAAAGCCCUUAAGCAGUGAUUUAUUAAUUCGUGAUUCAAAAUUUCUCAAAGAGCCUACCACAAAUGCGCACGAUUGGGUCUGGCUAGGACGAUCAACCAUGGAUAGGAGUUCGAUGUUAACAUUUUCAUCUCAAGACCAAAAUAUUAAUGCUAGAGGUAUAACGUCGCUGCAUCUAAAUAAAGUGCUAUGUUUUUGCACAAAUAAAGCAUUGAUAAUGCCAAUAAAAAUAUGCUCACAUGCACUUCUAAAUGACAUAAAUGUAAUAUCUAGCGAGGACUCCCACAAUUUUGUAAAACCUGAACAAGGACAAUCUUAUCCAAAAAUCAGCAGAGUUAAAAGAGCGACCGUUGUUGGAAACCCAAUGUUUUCUUCUAAUGUAGAUGGACUUGUUAAUGACACAGAAAGUUUAAGUUUAGAUGAUCUAGAUAUGGAUUAUGAACAAAUUAUGCAUUAUUUUGAUAACUUAAAGGAAUCAAAUGCCUGAGUGCUGAACAUUAUUAUUACAAUUCAACAAAUUUUACAUAAUUUCCAUCAGCAAUAUAAAAUAUGUACCGAAGCUAGUCUAAAUCUCCAAUAACCCACAACAACAAAAUGGGCGCUUAAUGAAAUGUUAUAUUAUGAAUUCAUUAAAACUCAUUAAUGUUACAUUUAAAAACAAUUCGUAUACAUAAAUACAUACAUAUAUUACCCAUAUAUACAUAAAUUGUAAAGCAUAAUUCAUUUGUUAAUACAUAAGAUAGUUUGUGUGAUGUCUAUAGUAUAACCAAAGAAAAAGUCUAUUAUGCAUUAAACACCAUUAAAUGUUAAAAAAUAUAUUUUCCAAACCUGAUACUACAAAUGGGACUUACUAUAUCCAUUCUUAGAUUAUAAUAAAAUUUACCACAUACCAUAUUUCGUAUUAAAAAUUUUUAUCAAAUCAGUGACUUUUAGAUGGCAAACCCAUUAUGAUUCAAAACUAUCCCGCAUUAAAAACAUAAUAAGAUUUUUUUUAAUUGUUUAUACACUAAGUUUUGAUUUAAUUUUGAAGUCUAAGUUUGAAUUUAUUUAAUCAAUGAAAUCAAAAAUAUUGUUGGAUAUUAAGUAGUUUAAAAGUUAAGGCCAAUUAUGAGUACUUAUGAAUACAUUUUUAGAAAAUUGUUACAUCAAAUCGCAAUAUUUUUAGACCGAAAUAAGUUUGCAUUAAAAGUAUCAUUGAUAUUAUGUAUAUAAUAUGUGGCAAAUUUCAUUAAUAACGGCGAUGGUAAAUCGAACACUCAUAAAGCUUCUAAUCAUUUAAUAAAAGGGUCAUAACUUUGAACAAAGUACACCAAACUUGGAAUAUUUUCUGUUUGAUAUUUAAGGUAUUUUCAGACUACAAUACUGAGUAUUAAUACAUUUCAAAUUUAAAAUAUUAUAGAAUUUGGUCAGUAUGUCAAAAAAUCUGUAAGAAAAAUAUAUAAAUGUUUCAAAUUAUCAAUUUUUACCUUUAUAAAUUCAAUGAUAUUCUUGAUUUUUCUUUUAUUUUUAAUUUAUUUUAUGUUUCUGUUUAUUUUUUCAGAAGAAAGUUGUUUCUAACGUCUCUUUUUUAAAAUACAACUUUGAAACAUAUGAAAAAUCAGAAAUUUUUAAAAUUUUUCAAAAACUUAAAAAUACGGUCGGUUGUCAUAAAAAUCAGAAUUAUUUAUUGCCAUAAUCAAUCAAAUUGUAUUUAUACUACAUGAUUUUUUGACAAGUAUUAAUAUUCACUAUUGUAGUCUGAAAAUACCAUUACCAAAAAAUUAUUUUAAAUGCGAUUAAAAAAGAUAUUAAUCUAUUUUUAAAUUGAAAGAAAAAAACCUUUUUAGCUGUUAGUGGAAAAUCUAAAGAUUUUCUAAAAUUUUUUAAAUAUCAAUAUAUUUUGCAUAAAAUAAAUUCUUUUUAAUAUCAUGGCUGCUGAAAAAAACAAUUGGAAGAAUUUGCAUAGUAUUUCCAAAUACAAUUUGAAAAUUACAAAAUGAAAUUUACACUAACUUUUGGAUAAUGGAACAGACAAAAAUGUUCAGCUCUAUCGGUAAAGAACUGCCGAACUAAGAGGGGGCCAACGUUGGAAAUUUUGUUCAUACAGCUUCAUAUUUUUUAAUAAUUUAUGUUUUAUAUUUUUUUAAAUGGGGUUUAAAGUCCCAUAAUGGGAUGCGAGUGGGAUAAGCUUUUUCAAUAUUUGGCAGUUAAUUUUCCCCUAUUUUGUAUGGGUUUUACACAUAGAUGGGCACAUUGCAGUACCAGUAAAAAUAUUCAGUAUUCAGCGAAGUUUUACUGAUUACUGAAAAUUUUUUCAGUAUUCAGUAAGUUUUUACUGGUUACUGAAAAAAUUUUCAGUAUUCAGUAAAUUUUACUGAUUACUGCAAAAUAUAGCAAUAAAUUUACUGGUUACUGCAAAAAACUGCAGUAUUUUACUGAUUACUGAAAAUGUGUUUACAGUAUUCCGUACAAUCUAAUAAUUUACUGAUAAUUCUAUUUUCAACAUAUUUUUGAAUAUUAUCAUCAUUUAUCAUAACAAGUAGCUUAAUGAGAUGAAUUUUACUUUUUGGGAUUAUAAAUCUUUUCAGAAGAAAUGAAUAUAAGAGGUCAAAUAUUAUACAAUUUUGUCGGGCAAUAAAAAGUUAUUGGAAGCAUUUAUUACAUUUUUUAAUAUUAGAUUAUUAAGACAAAUAUAGUAAGAAAGAUCAAUAUGAUAAUAGUUGUAUGAGAAUUUUAAUAUUUAUAUUAAUUAUAUUAUAUUAUUAAUAUUUAUAUUUAAUAUAACAUUUUUUACUAAUAAUUCAGUAAAAUUUUACUGAAUACUGAAAAUUUUUUCAGUAACCAGUAGAGAUAUACUGAAUAAUGAAAUUUUUUCAGUAUGUGUAAAACCCAUGUAUGGUUUUACGAGUUUCCUACAAGUAAAUAACGUAAACUUUUUAACGCAAGAGAAGAAGUGAUAAAAAGAAAGAAAAUGUUGUACUUUUUUAUAGCCAAUGUUGAAAAUCAACUUACAACUUGCCAAAUUAUAGUGCAAUGGUGCAAAAUUGUAAUAAUGGGCCUUAAUCAUUUUACUAGAUACUACGUUUUUUAAGUUAUGACCCUGUAGCUGGAAAUGAACAUUAUAAUUUAAAUUGAAUUAAGUUUAGCUUCACGCUUAUCUUUUUAUUAUUAGAUCAAGUUUUCAUCAGCAUUUAACUGAUAGAAAAUUUGAGAUCAAUCAUCUUUUUAUUUAUUGAUCAUCUUUAAAACUUUUUAUCGCAGCUGAAAUGUAGAAUAUCUUCUUUUUUCCAAGCUCUUUAUAUUUUUUUUAUAAUGUCCGUAAAAAAGAAAAUCACCUAAAAAUGACAUAUACCUUUAUAAGGUCUAAUUUAAAUGCAAUUAUAUAUAUUUUUUAAAAUAGAGAAAUUUGUUAUUAAAAAUAGAACCAAAAAAUCGAUAACUUGUUAAAACACAGCUUUACCAAAAGUUUACACAAUUCUACAAAUUUUCGUUUCAAUGUCAUAAUUACUAAGUUCAUACUUUCUAUAUUAUUAUUAGUAUUAUUAUUAAUCCUGUUUUACUCAUUCUAUUGUAUUUUUAUUGAAUUUAAUACUUGUUAUUGAAAAAAAUUUGCGACAUCACACAAUAAAUGUAUCAAGAAGCUAAUUUUAAUAAUGAUCAUAACAUAAAUAGUUGUAAUAGUUUAUUGCUUUAGAGCUUAUGAAAGUAAUUAUAAGAUAUAAGAUAUUAAAUAUGGUUAUGUUUAUUUCAUUCCGUUCAAUUGUUUAAA